AUGGCAGGAGGCUUCAACUUGGUCAAUACGCUGCUUUUCCCAGCGCCAGAAGCCAGCUACGAUCUGCAUACGUUUCCGGAAGAGGAGCUCAUAUGGUUGCCGCGCAGUCUCGAUCCAGAAGAUCCAAAUGUUGAGGCCAACGUUCCUUGCUUAUUCUUGACAUCCAACUCUGCGCGCUUCGUUAUGCUUUACAUGCACAGCAACGCGGAGGACCUGGGACGCUGUUACAACUUCUGCAAUAUGUUGCGUAUGCAGUUCCAGGUGAAUGUUCUGGCUGUCGAGUACCCAGGCUAUGGGAUUUGUCCUGGUGGACAGGCAGAUGAGAUGUCAGUGAUUGAGAAUGCCAAGUUGGCGUUUCGCUUCAUCACUGAGGUUCUGCGAUUUUCGUCCGAGGACAUCAUCGUACUCGGCCGAUCUGUGGGCAGUGGGCCAGCACUCCACAUUGCUGCAGAGGCCAAGACGUACGGCGUCAUUCUGAUCUGUCCCUUUCUUUCCGUCAGAGAAGUGGUCCGCUGCCACUUGGGACGAGUGGCGGAUUUGAUCGAAGAGCGCUUUCCAAACAAGGAGAAAGUCAAGGACAUUUCUGGAUUUCUUCUCAUCGUGCAUGGGAAGAAGGAUACGGUUGUGCCGUGGACCCACGGCCAAGAGUUGUUCGAGACAUGUACGCGGAGAAAGCGCUUGGUCACGCCCGAAGACAUGACGCACAAUGCAAGCCUGUUGACGGAUCCUGGUGUGUUCAUCAUGCCGGUUCUCCAGUUCUUCGGGCUGCCUGAUUACAGCUUUGAACCUCUCAGGAUUCCAAGUUGGGUCUUUGACGCAACGCUCACUCCGACAGCCCUGAGAACGGAACGCAAGGCUGUGGCGCCAAAGAGACAAGGUGCCGCUUGCAAUGGUCACCGGCCUGCUCCAAUGGCACCCUCACGUGUCAUUGCAGGUGAAUCUGCUUGGAGCUGCUCUAUUUCACCUGCCGUAACAGCAUGUACUAGCCGCAUCAAGGCAUGUCUGUUGAGAGGCUCUCCACUGAAGGAUCUUUUGGGAAACUCGCGCCUGCCUUAUAAUGUUGACUGUCACUUUGACUGCUUGUACAUUCUUGGCGGCCCAGGGAAGCUUCCGGAAGACCAGAGCACAACGGGAACUCGGCUGCUGAUGCUGCAGUCCAGAUGUCAGCACCUCGGAGAUUUCGUGCAUCCGCUUCGUGCUUUGGGCAAGCGCGGUGAAGCACAGUGA
Messenger RNA from Symbiodinium natans, 1227 nucleotides. The record is from the annotation of a GenBank genome assembly. NCBI's taxonomy places the organism in Eukaryota, Dinophyceae, Suessiales, Symbiodiniaceae.